Molecule: messenger RNA, 1042 nt
Organism: Nicotiana attenuata
Lineage: Eukaryota; Viridiplantae; Streptophyta; Magnoliopsida; Solanales; Solanaceae
Product: hyoscyamine 6-dioxygenase-like
Exons: 4
Coding region: 1-1023 (340 amino acids)
Source: RefSeq, a predicted model, not a curated record
AUGGCGGACCUCAUUUCCAGCUGGUCUAAAGUAGAAACAGUUCCUCCUAGCCAUUGUAUUCCCUUGCAUGAAAGACCACUGGAUCCAGUUCCAAUUGCUAAGGAAAUUCCAGUCAUUAAUUUGGAAAAAGCUAAGGGCGAAGAACGUGCUGUUAUUGUUCAACAACUUCGUAAAGCUUGUGAAGAAUAUGGUUUCUUUCAGAUAAUCAGUCAUGGAGUACCGGAAGAUCUAAUGAAGGAGGCAAUGAAAGUGUAUCGGGAAUUCUUCAGUUUGCCGGUGGAAGAGAAAGCGAAUUACGCGAAAGAAGCAACAAAUAAUACAUCAAGAGGUGCAGCAACACUGUAUAGUAGCAAUGCCAAGCAUUAUGAUUCAGAGGAGCAUCGUUAUUGGAGGGAUGUAUUAGAACACAGUUGCAAUGUUGACGGGGAAGACAAAAAUACUUGGCCUCAUAACCCUCCAAGAUAUAGGGAGGUAAUUGGUUCAUAUUCUGCUGAAGUGAGAAAGCUGAGCAAGAUUAUCUUGGGUUUAGUAAGUGAAGGAUUAGGGUUGGAGGCAGGUUAUUUUGACAAAGAUCUAAGGCAAAGAAUGCUUGUAAAUCAUUACCCAGCAUGCCCAGAUCCAUGUUUAACUUUGGGAGUUGGUGGACAUUGUGAUCCUAAUCUCAUAAGCAUAAUCCAACAAGACGCAUAUGGCCUUCAAAUAUUAAAGGAUGAGAAAUGGAUUGGUGUAGAACCUAUACCUAAUGCAUUUGUUGUCAAUUCUGGUUUGCCACUGACGGUGAUUAGCAACGGGAAGCUAGCAAGUGUUGCACAUAGAGUAGUGACUAACACAACUCAACCUCGUACAUCCAUUGGUACUUUUAUUUGUCCAGAUGAUAUCGUUGAGCCUGCAAAAUUACUUAUUGAUUCGGGUAAUCCUCCAUUGUUCAAAUCCUUCAAAUGGGGUGAAGAAUUUCUGCCCCAUUACCUCAGCAAGAAAUCAGUGUAUCACGCAGCAUUGGAGCCUUUUAAAAUCGAGGUUUAAGCAUUGUGUGUGUAAUGGA